Messenger RNA from Puma concolor (puma), 1317 nucleotides. It is a transcript of the gene CFAP184, whose product is annotated as cilia and flagella associated protein 184. Gene Ontology annotation, cellular component: axoneme; ciliary basal body. Gene Ontology annotation, biological process: cilium assembly. Lineage: Eukaryota; Metazoa; Chordata; Mammalia; Carnivora; Felidae. The record is from RefSeq and is a predicted model, not a curated record.
GAGGAGGAGGAGGAGGAGGAGGAGGAGGAGGAGGAGAAGGAAAGAGAGAAGGUGGCGGCAGCUGUGGUCCAGCGCAGGAGGAAGGAAGCCCCGUCUCAGGUCUCUCUGCCUCUGUCCACCACCGGCCGGGAAGAGGCUGUGUCAGCUCGGGAGGCCGAGGGGGAGGAGAGGCAGGGGGCGGAGAGCGAGGAAAUGGAGGAGCUGGGCCUGCUAAGAAGCCCGUGGAGAAGCCAGGUAAAGCUGAAAGAUGAGGAGGACAGCCUCGACGAUGAGGACGGUGAAUGGACCGAAGAGGUGCAGAGGCUGCAGGAGCAGCAGCUGCGCGCUGAGCUCCUGCAACAGUACCAGUCGCUGGUGGCGGAGCGCGGCCACUACCAGCGCUACAACAUUUACCUGCAGCACAAGAUCUCCGAGGCGCUGCGCAAGAAGAAGGGCCCGGAUGCAGCCCAGGUGCCCGACAAGGGCGCGGAGCCCGAGGCCCCGGGGAAAGAGCAAGCGUACCUGCGCUAUCUGGCCAUGCUGGAGGAGCUGAGGAAGCAGCGGGCAGACGACCUGGACUGGUAUCACCAGGAGCUGGAGCAGCUGAAGCGGGAGGGCACGGAGGAGCUCGCCAGGGCGGAGAAGGAAUGGCGAGCCUUCCAGGCGCUCAAGAAGCAGGUGAUGGUGCAGGCCAUGGGCGGCUCCUGGAUGAGGGGCGGUCGCCAGGCCGCCCUGCGGCAGGUGGAGCAGAUCCAGGCGCUGGAGGAUAAGAAGGAGAAGGAGAUGAGCGCCGUGAGGCUAGAGAACGUGCAGCUGAAACAGAGCUUGGUGCAUCUCGAGACCCGGAUGAGGGCCCAGGAGGACCUGACGGAGGGUCUGCUUCUCAUCGAUUUCGAACAGCUCAAGAUUGAGAACCAGACCUUCAAUGAAAAAGUCGAGGAGCGAAAUGAGGAACUUUUAAAACUGCGCAACAAGGUGACCCACAAUGUGCAAAUCGUAACCCACGUGAAGGAAAAGCUACACUUCGUGGAUUUACAAAAUGCAUGCAAGAAGUCACAGCUUUUGGAGAUUGAGGCUCAGGUAGCCCUAAGGAGGGACAUCUUGACCAAGACUAAGAAAGCCCGGGACGGCCUGAGGAUUGACAACAUCAAGUUGAACCAGAAGUGUGGGCUUCUGGGCAAGGAGCCACUCCUUUGCGACCUGGAAGAGAAAGUGGACAAGGCAAAACUGCUCAGGCAGCGUCUGGAAUCCCUGAAGCGCCAUCACGCCGGGCUCAUUAUGUCCUGCAGAGGCGUGAAGCAGAAGAUGCGGGAAGCCAAAGCCUUUCUCCCAUCUUAA